Molecule: messenger RNA, 666 nt
Organism: Microthlaspi erraticum
Lineage: Eukaryota; Viridiplantae; Streptophyta; Magnoliopsida; Brassicales; Brassicaceae
Source: the annotation of a GenBank genome assembly
AUGGAACCGAGGUAUACAAGCAUAUACACAACAACCUACAAUAGUAGUGAAGAAAUCACCUACAGUCUGAGAGUGGGGAUUAACGCCAGCUACUUCGCGGCGUUGAAGUUGUCGUACGAUGGUGUAUUAAGGUGGUUGAUCUGGACUCCGGGAGCUGGAGGAGUGAAGGCCCAAUGGGAGUUACCUGGCUGUCCAUGUGACAAAUACGAGGCAUGUGGACCCAACUCUUAUUAUUUCAUGAAUCCACUACAAACUUGCAAGUGUUUACCAGGGUUUCGCCAGCAAAGAGAGACGCCAAACGCUCCCCAUGGGUGCGUGAGGGAAUCACGGCUGAGCUGCGGCAUCGAUGAUGGGUUUCACCGCCUCAGGAACAUGAAACUUCCACAACUUUAUCUUUACGAGACUAUACUCAACAUGACACUUGGUUCCGAGGAAUGUGAGGAGAGGUGCCUUAGCUAUUGCAACUGCACGGCGUUUGCCAAUGCUGAGAUGCCUAAUGGUGCUGGCUCAGGUUGUUUGAUGUGGACUGGAGAUUUGAUUGAUCUUCGCACUUACACCAACGACCACCAGGGUCAAGAUCUACAUGUCAAGGUCUCGGCUGCUCAUAUUCGUGAGUUUUCUCUACCUUUCUCUUAUCCCAUUUUUACUAUCGAGCUUAGGCCUUAG